This is a messenger RNA of Schistosoma turkestanicum, 1315 nucleotides long. The record is from the annotation of a GenBank genome assembly. Lineage: Eukaryota; Metazoa; Platyhelminthes; Trematoda; Strigeidida; Schistosomatidae.
UCUAGCUUAAUAUAAGCGCGGGGGUUUAGUCCCUUCAAAAUCAGCAGUCAGCUGAUAUGAUGCAGGUACCGUUUGAUAGUACAUCUCUGGACUUACAUGGGAAUUUUCAAAUUCGAGAUACUUGUCAACUUAAUCCUCAGGUUGGGAGCUAUCAAACUAUGCAUCCUUCCUUUUCCUCCUCGAUGUAUCCAUCUAUCGAACAAACGAUAAAUUCGGUAAACACCGAUGCUUUCAGGAAAGAAUAUAACUAUGAUGCGGAACUUCAAAGACAAAUUCUUCCUUCUCUUACACUAAAUAAUUUUGGCUUGCAUCAUUCAUCUUCCAGCCCUGUAAGUUCUGUUCCUCCUAUUGCAUACUCACCUGGAAUAUGUUCGAAUCCAUACGUACAUCAAACGUUUUCUAGUGCUGCUUCACCAUCUGCCUCAACUAACAUACAAGAUCAAUCAAGUGGUUCAAACAUUAAAAGACGUACUCGUGGAAGAAGCUCUAGAAUUAGUGUCACUGACAGUUCAUCGGUAAUCGAUGACAAACCGGUAUCACUGAGUACGAAAGACUCACAAAUAGGCUCUUCAGACUGCAAUUCUGACUGUAGUACUGUAACUAGAUCCUCCGAAAAAAUGAAAAUGUCGGAUAAGGACGAACGUUAUAUUCAACGUAGACUGAAAAACAAUUUGGCAGCUAAACGUUCCAGAGACAAUCGCAAACGCCGUGAAGAUACUAUAGCAUUACGUGCUAGUUAUCUUGAAAAAUCCAAUUUGGUACUACAAACUCAGAUAUUAGCUCUGAAAAGAGAAGUUUGUUUAUUACGUGGUAUACCUUUUGAUCCUAACUACAAAGUUCGUGUUUUUAAUGAUAAUUAUGUAUCUUCUUGUCAAACUACCCCACAGUCUACUAUUUCUACUGAUUUUUCAAAUGACUGUCCUGUGCCAACUUUCUCUCCUAUUCCAUGUUCAAAUCAGACUUUAAACUCGAAUAUUCCUUAUUCUUCAAUCACUGAAUUCUCUGGAAAUUGUAGGUGAAUGUAUAUUAACUGUUUCUGUAUUGUAUAUUACACAGAGCUUUCUAUUUAUUCAUUUUUGAUAGCAAUUUUUCUUUUAAAAAGAUAACUUAACUUUUUCAUAUUGCACCGACUGUAUGUUUCAGUCGUAAUUCUAUGUAUCUGUAUGAAUAUUUUGCAUUUUUUGAUACAAACUAUCUAGUCUUCCUAAUUUUCUUAGUUACUAAUCGAUCGUUAUUUGCUCAAUUCAUUACAAUUUGUAUUAUGUGAAUAAUGUCUUACUUGUUUACUAGUAAUGUAAAUGGGUUCAUAUGAAAU